Molecule: messenger RNA, 1535 nt
Organism: Euleptes europaea (tarantolino)
Lineage: Eukaryota; Metazoa; Chordata; Lepidosauria; Squamata; Sphaerodactylidae
Gene: VPS26A
Product: VPS26 retromer complex component A
Biological process (GO): intracellular protein transport; retrograde transport, endosome to Golgi
Cellular component (GO): endosome; retromer complex
Source: RefSeq, a predicted model, not a curated record
CGGCCCCGAAGGUCACAUGACAGGGGCGCGGGGAAGGGGCCGCUACUGCUGCUCGGGGAGGGGGGCCGGAAUCUGACCGACCAUGAGUUUUCUUGGAGGAUUGUUUGGUCCCAUUUGUGAAAUUGAUGUUGUUCUUAAUGACGCAGAAUCACGAAAAACCGCUGAAAUCAAAACAGAAGAUGGUAAAAUUGAAAAGCAUUAUCUCUUCUAUGAUGGAGAAUCAGUUUCAGGAAAGGUGAACAUAGUCUUUAAGCAACAUGGAAAGAGGCUAGAGCACCAAGGAAUAAGAAUUGAAUUUGUAGGACAAAUUGAACUUUUCAAUGACAAGAGCAAUACUCAUGAGUUUGUAAACCUUGUGAAAGAGCUGGCCUUACCUGGUGAAUUAACACAAAGCAGAAGUUAUGACUUUGAAUUUAUGCAAGUUGAGAAGCCAUACGAAUCCUACAUUGGUGCCAAUGUCAGAUUGAGGUAUUUCCUUAAAGUGACAAUAGUAAGAAGAUUGUCAGACUUGAUAAAAGAGUAUGACCUUAUUGUACACCAGCUUGCAACAUAUCCAGAUGUUAACAAUUCUAUUAAAAUGGAAGUCGGCAUUGAAGAUUGUCUGCAUAUAGAAUUCGAAUACAACAAAUCCAAGUAUCACUUAAAGGAUGUGAUUGUUGGAAAAAUUUACUUCCUCUUAGUAAGAAUAAAAAUUCAGCAUAUGGAAUUGCAGUUGAUCAAAAAGGAGAUCACUGGAAUUGGACCCAGUACCACAACAGAGACAGAGACCAUCGCAAAGUAUGAAAUUAUGGAUGGUGCACCAGUCAAAGGUGAAUCUAUUCCCAUAAGACUCUUCUUGGCAGGAUAUGAUCCAACUCCUACAAUGAGGGAUGUGAACAAAAAGUUUUCAGUAAGAUACUUCUUGAAUCUAGUGCUAGUAGAUGAAGAGGACAGACGGUACUUCAAGCAACAGGAGAUAAUUCUUUGGAGAAAAGCUCCCGAGAAACUGAGGAACAACGAACCAACUUUCACCAGCGAUUUGAAAGUCCAGAACCUCAAGCAACUGCAGAGCAGCCAGAAAUGUGAAUUGGGUCUCGGGGAUAAAAGAACUUUUGGCAGAUUAGCAGGUUAAAUGGUGGUAACAGCCUGUAGGGAAGAAGGCCAAAAUUCUCAUUACAACAGUCUUCCUUCAUCUUACAGUGCUGCAUUUCCCACACUACUAAAACAUUCUUCAAGUAAACAUUCAAAUGUGUACAUACAUUUAAAAUAAGAGCUUUCUCAAACACUGGAACUUUCUUAAGCUAUUUUAUACUGCACAUUUUAUUUUUGUCUGGUGUGAUGCACUCAGAUAUGCAUAAAGCUUAAAAGAAAUCUAGUUAUUUGUUUCCAUGCAUGUAGGCUGGUGCAUUUAAUUUUUGCUUUAUCAUUGAUGGUAGACUAAAGCAUUUCUUCUUCCUAUACCACAUUUCAUAUCAUACAUCUUCAGUGUCUUUUACUUGUAUCCUUGGAAAUCAAUAAAAGUACGAUGGCCUAAAAUGUCAAUUUUGGGAUUUAUA